ACUUCCAGAGGAAUGAAAGUCGAAGAGGAACCCCCCAUAAAACCACACCAAAAUACCUACGGGUAUCCAGCAUUCCAUAAUCCGGCAAUGUUCACUCCCUCCCAAAUCCUCAUGGCCAGUCAACUCAUGGCUGCCUCUGGCUUAACUUUAUCUGGUAGCCCUGCUUUUUUCCAUCCCGGUCUGCUUCCUAUGCCAUGGCCAGCAAAUUCUCCUCCUUCCACCUCUCCUUCUUCACCUCCAACCAGCACCGAACCGCUUUCGCCAAUCAUGAGUACAAGGAAAAUUAAUAAUAAUAAUAACAACUUAGUUAGCAGUAGUACAACAACGGAAAGAAAAAGGAAAUAUAAGAUUGAAGAAGAACCUGGAAAUAUUCCUUUGGCUUCACCAACUUCUAGUGGAUCUCCUCCAUCUGGUUCUGAUGUGAAGGAUCCAAACAGGGAUAAACAGUUUACGUGUGGUGUAUGUAACAGGUCUUUUGGUUACAAGCACGUCCUCCAAAACCAUGAAAGGACUCACACGGGCGAAAAACCAUUCGAAUGUCCAGAGUGCCACAAAAGGUUUACCAGAGAUCACCAUUUGAAGACUCACAUGAGGUUACACACUGGGGAACGGCCAUAUCAUUGUGAACACUGUGACAGGCAGUUCGUGCAAGUUGCCAACCUCCGACGACACCUCAGAGUCCACACCGGCGAAAGGCCCUACUCAUGUGAGCACUGCAGUGCCAAAUUCUCCGACUCCAACCAACUCAAAGCGCAUAUUUUGAUCCACACGAAUGAGAAACCUUUUUCGUGCGAUAGGUGUCAGAGCAGGUUUAGGAGGAGGCAUCACCUACUCCAUCACAAAUGCGGAGUUUCUGAUAAGGAAAUGACGCCCGACUCUGAGGAGGAAGAACUGAAGAGAAGGCGGGUAUUGCACCCGCCUUCAACGCCUAUCAUAUCGCUUCCUCUCCAAGUUGUUCUUCCGGAACAAACUGAACCAGAAGACCUCAGUAUGAGCACCGGUAUGCAUUCAAACAGCUCCAGUGGCGGUUCUCCCAUGAGGAGUCCGAGUUCCAGGGAAGAAAUUGAGGAAGAAGAACUCGAUCCUCAUGAAUCGGCAGCAAUAUUUUUGCAAAGAAGGCCGAUGG
Leptinotarsa decemlineata (Colorado potato beetle) is the source of this 1126-nucleotide messenger RNA. RefSeq names its product Kruppel (gene Kr). NCBI's taxonomy places the organism in Eukaryota, Metazoa, Arthropoda, Insecta, Coleoptera, Chrysomelidae. Gene Ontology annotation, cellular component: nucleus. The record is from RefSeq and is a predicted model, not a curated record. Gene Ontology annotation, biological process: regulation of gene expression.